AUGCGCGCGUGGGUCUCUGAAAACGGCGCCGGCAUCGAGUUCAGGGAGGUGCCGGUGCCGGCAAUCAAAAAACCGGGACAAGUGCUGCUCAAAGUCAAAGUGAGGUAAUAGAAAUUGAAAAAUGUAGAAUUUGGGCUAUUAACAGGCGGCUUCUGUGAAUCCGAUCGACGUGGACAUGUCGCAGGGGUACGGUAGGCAGUUUUUGGGCCGUUGGAAGCAGUUGGUGGCGUGCGACGUUGCCGCCACAAGAUUUCCGCUGAUUCCAGGCCGGGAUUGCACGGCGGUCGUCGAGGCCGUCGGAGGAAAUGUUCAUAAUUUGGCGCCCGGCGAUGAGGUGAUUUUUAAAAAACUCCUUGAAAUCCGUUCUAAAUGUUAACAAAAUUGCAGGUGAUGGCGGUGGUCCCAGUGAUUCAGCCGGGCACACAUGCCGAAUACGUGAUCACCGACGCGAAUUUGUGCUCGAAAAAGCCGGGAAAUUUGAAUUUCGAGCAAGCGGCCGCCCUUCCCUACGUCGCUUCCACUGCGUUUUCGGCGUUUUCGGUCGCACGAGUCAAUGAGGAAAAUGCAAAGUGUGAGCGGGUUUUGAAUUUCUUGCAAGAAUUUCAACCGAAAAGUUGCAGUUCAACGAGUUCUGAUUCACGGAGGAGCCGGCGGCGUCGGAAGUAUGGCAAUUCAGCUGCUGAAGGCGUGGGGAUGCGAGAAGAUUGUGGCGACGUGCGGCAAGGACAGGUUGGAAGACAUUUCUAAAAGUUUCUAGAAAAACAUUCAUUUUAGUUUCGAAAUGGUAUCGAAACUCGGCGCGAUUCCAGUGGAUUACGCAUCGGAACAGGCGACUCAAGAGCUCAUAGGCCACGCCCCUUUUGAAGUUAUUCUGGAUACUGUCGAUUCGCCGUUAGCCAGAUGGAGUGAUAAUGUUCGUUUUACCGAAUUCUGGAAAUUUUUUCCAAAAUCUUCUAAAUGUUUGCAGGUGAUGGGAGUGUGGCGCAACUGUGUGCACGUCUCGAUUGUUUCUCCGUUGAUGCGAGAAAUGGACAAGAAUGGAGUUCCAUUGGGUCUCGCCACGACUGCCAUCAAACACUUCGAGAGGGCUUUUCAGGUUCAUUUCAGUAGAAAACAUAAUUUUUUGACUGCAAGCCUUGUUUCAAAACGCCUUAUUUAUCUCCAAUUUUUGUUUCAAAAUAUUUCAAUUCAGAGUCACCUGCGUGGGCGUUGGUUCUCCUACGCGUUCUUCAUGCCCAGCUCCGAGUUGAUGGCUCAAUUGUCAAAGUUUGCCGAGGAGGGAAAGGUGCAGUAAUUCCAUUCAAUAAUUUCAGGCUCAAAUAGUUAUCGAUGCCCUGUAUCGCUAAAAUCAUAAUUGCAGAUCGUGCCGAUCGUCGAGCGAGUGAUGCGUUUCGAGGAAAUCGAGGACGCCUACGCAAAAGUGUCCCAGCUGAACGGCCGCGGAAAGACCGUCAUUAGAUACUACGAUUAG
Caenorhabditis sp. 36 PRJEB53466 is the source of this 1471-nucleotide messenger RNA. The record is from the annotation of a GenBank genome assembly. NCBI's taxonomy places the organism in Eukaryota, Metazoa, Nematoda, Chromadorea, Rhabditida, Rhabditidae.